Paramecium sonneborni is the source of this 607-nucleotide messenger RNA. Lineage: Eukaryota; Ciliophora; Oligohymenophorea; Peniculida; Parameciidae. The record is from the annotation of a GenBank genome assembly.
AUGUGCUCUUAUCAUAUUACAAAACAAGUAUCAAUUAUAUGUAUAGCCCCUCAUAAGUGUUAAUGCUAAAGAAAACUGUGUUCUGAAUGCUUUUAAGACCAUGGAAUGGAUGUCAAACAAACAAUACCUAUUGAUAAUUUUGGAGAAAUUGUUAUUAAGAAAUUAAAAGAAUUUAAAUUUAAUUCGACAAUUGAAUUAAGCAAAGAAAAAAUGAAUUUAAAAUCCACUCUCUCUCAAAUUGAAAUUAUGAUGAAGAAAAUUUUGGAAGAUUUAAUAGAAUAAAUUAACUAAAUUGACGAAAUGAUUGAAUAGGAAAAUAAUUAUUUCAUUAAUCUUACCAACGAAAAUAUGAAUUUAGCAGAGUCUUCUGAGGCUGACUUAGAAAAGUUAAUUUAAAUUUUUGAAAGCAAUUCUCUAAAUUAAUGGUAUAAUUAGAAAAAAAUAUAAUUGAUCAAGUUAGAAGAGAUAAAGAAAUGGUUGGAUUAAGAAGUUAAGGUUUUUAAUGAAAAGGUAAGGAAAGAAAUGAAUCUAUUCCAUUUAAUUGGUUAAUCUAAUGUUUAAUAAUAGAUUGUUUAAGAAGAGACACAAAAGUUUAAAGUCAAACACU